AUGAGUGUGUAUCUUCUCGUUCUGUGUAUGGCUUUGCUGCAGCAGGGAGGUAGAGCCAAGCCAGACCCGCCAGGCUGCAAUAAUCCUGAGGCAGUGAGAGUGGCUGAAGAGGCCCUGGACCAAAUCAACCAGGACCAGAGCAAGGGUUACGUCCUGAGCCUCAAGAGACUGUAUGACGUCUCUCACACUCCUGACAAGGUAAGUCAGGAUUUGCAAGCCCAACAACAAAGAGGUCAUGCACUCUCUUGCCAGUUUACAAAAUAGCAGAAGUAUAGUUGGAAAAGUUGAUUGACCAACAGCAUUUUUGGGAGACAGAGAGAGAAAAAAAAUGAGCUUGGUGUGUGCAUUUGUGUGUCCAGGAGAAAGGCGGGUCACUCUACAAACUGACCAUCGAUGUAAUGGAGACCAUGUGCCACAUCACUAGCAGGAAACCAUGGAAACAAUGUGAAGUCAGAGGAAUUAGUGAUGUCCCAGUAAGUACCACACGGCGGAUGAUUUUCUCCUAUCAACAUAAUUUUUACGGGGCCUCUUUCUAAGAUUCACUUCACUUUGUCGGCUAAGGAGAGUUGUCUAGACCAAUAAUCUGCCUCUUCAGGCGUAGAUUUCACCUUAAACUCCCUUGAGUUAACCGCAACAAGGACACUGAUAUACAAAGGGGCUAAAUUAUGUAAAGCUCUGUAGAUGAGUACAAAGAACUUCACCUAUGAAAUCAAUACUAAAUAAAAGAGGUAGCCAGUGCAGUUUUACAAGCAGAGGGGAAAUCUGUUGAUAAAAUCUGGUUGCAUUAUUCUGAGUUGACUGUUAUUUUCUUGAAUACUUUUUUUUGGUUGUUAAAAUGGUUGAUAAAUGCAAAAUUACCCCCAAAUGUGUGAAAAAAAUUACAUUUUCAAGGACAGCCCAGCAAUCGCUGCUUCAAUUCUCAGCGUCGCUCUCUUUUUUUUAAUGUUUCCAAUUAUCCAGAUGUUGAUAUAAUGAAGUAUUGUGAAGUUUGAUAUCAUCAGCAUAACUAUGAAAAUUGACAUUGAGACGAGUAAUCAUUUUACCCAGAGUGCAUUUAUAGAAAGAGGAGAAGAGGACUGAUAGCACAUCCCUGAGGAACACCAUAUUUGAUAACAGAACAGAAUCACAAAUAAUUACUUGUAAGACAUGUUUACCUUUCCCUCUGCGUAUGUUUGCUUUAGGUGUACGGAGAGUGUGAGGUGUCUGCCUUCAUCGACUCUCAAGUCACACUCCACAGUUACUCCUGUGCCUUGCGUGAAGGUAAAUGAAAGGAGUCAUUUAGGCUCUAUUUGAUAGCACAGAUACAGAUUUACAAAGUGAAAGAGGGUCUGUUUUGAUUUGUAAAUAUUACUGAGGUGUUAAAUUAAAGAGGCUGACACAAACUAUAUCUUGUUUUAUGGAAUGGAACCCAUCCAUAACGCAAAUAAGAUGCGCAGCAGCAAUCUUACUUAUAAGGAAAUGUUUUUUCUAAUGCAGCAAAAUGUAAUGUUUGUCAUGACGGACUCCUUUCCCUUCAUGCACCUUUUGUAUAUUAUGGUUCUGAUCUCUUAAUUCUGUAUUAGGAUACCCUUAACACUAUCUCCUCACAAAAACUUUACCUCAACACUGCAUGGGCUAAACACUCAGCCCAAGACCAUGGCUAAGCUCUCCAUCAUGCGCACUCUCAAAUACCUGUACAUUCUUGCGCUCAGUUCCUGGUACUGUAGUGGUGCAUCAGUGUCCAGACUGCUCCACAGCAGACAACGUGGGUGAUCCUGUCAUCAAGGAGACGGCUAAUCUCUCCCUGCAGAGGUUUAACAUAGAGAGCGGCUUAGCCAACUACUUCACUUUGGAGAACAUCACCAAGGCCAGCUCAGAGGUGAAGUUAAAGAGGUUUAAUUAUAAGAUUAAAAGGUUUAUCUUCAGGUUUCAGCAUUACUUCACAGGUAUCUGUGUGUGCUUUGUCAGUGGUUUUCUGGUCCUGCUUACUAUGUGGAGUUCACCAUAGUGGAGACGGUGUGUUCAAAGACAACAGCUGCUAGUGAGCUAAGCGACUGCCCUCUGAUGGACUGUCAGUUUGCUGUGAGUAUAACACACUCAAAUGCACCAUAGGUUAAUUUAUGAUUAACUGUUGUUACCUAGCUCAGCUCACCAAAAAAACAGGCUUUCUGAGGAAACAAAUACGUGUUUACAUCUCAGUGAUAUAAGACAGGUGUAUUUAGACCUGUAUGAAAUAGUUUUAAAAGGUAAAAUACGCAUGUUCCCAAUGUUAAAAAAUGAUCACAUUGUCGAUUUUACGAGCAACUUACAAUUUCUAUCCUUGCAGCACCGAGGCUUCUGUAAGGGCAGCCACAGGACACAGGAGGACUUUGAUAUGGUAUUCCCUUUAGGGAAGGAGAGACUUCAGAGUCGUAACGAGGUGGAGGUGAAGUGUGAGAUCUUUGAACCCCAGGUACCAACAUUUCAACUGCUUAGACUUUUUCCUCAGCUGAUAUUAUUGUUUAAGAAUCGCAUUUAAUUAGAAAAAUAGAAUUGACAAAGGUUUUUUUUCCACAUUAAAGCAUUCUCUCCUCCAGUUUUCACUCAUAAUAAUUUUGUUUUUAUCCGAGCAAUUUUUUUCCCCUCUUACACCAUUUUUUUCCCCUCAAACUCUUCAUUCAUAAGAUUUCCACAGAUAAUCAGAUAUUGUAACCCUGAUUUUUUUCAUCGUCCACUAGAAAAUUUAGUUACUCAGAAAUCUGUAAUGUUUGUAUUGACCUUCAGAGUCACCAUACUCAGCUCUCAGGGUUAUGUGUUAUGUGUAAGUAGACUUCCCCACAAUGAUCUGAUGUUAUAAAUACUAUUGCACUCUCUUCCUCUUCUCUCCUCUUUUUAAGGCUGCACUUGUGGAGGAACAGGCCCACGCCAGAGCAGACAGCAAACACACAGACCAUCAGCACAGCAACCACACACACCUGCACCCCCACGAGCACACACACUCAGUCACGCCUACCUCAGACAUCCCUGUUUCAAGACCUCUGGACUCUUUGGGAACCUUGGUGUAUCUUCCUGCUCCAAUCAGAGCUUCUCCAGCAGCCAGUUCCUGCCCCGGACCGCACAGACACAAACUGGGUAUAGAGAAACGAGGGCUAUGA
This is a messenger RNA of Xyrichtys novacula (pearly razorfish), 3113 nucleotides long. Lineage: Eukaryota; Metazoa; Chordata; Actinopteri; Labriformes; Labridae. The record is from the annotation of a GenBank genome assembly.